UUCCUCGGAUCAACACACCCCGCGUGUAGACCGCCUGAAGUUGCCCGCCACAGCCGGACACGAAGACUGUCGGAGAGCUCGAAAUCCUGACCACGUUAUUUGAGCUGAAUUCCCAAUCUCUCCCUGAGUGAUGUCUGGAAACCACAAAGGAUCCAACCCCCCUCCCACCACCUCCCAGAAGCACCGUAACUUCGUCUCGGAGCCCAUGGGGAACCGUUCCGUGAGGGACGUCCCUGGGAUCGGGUCGGCGCAGGGUCGCAGGUUGGAGGAGAAGGGUGUCGCUAGGGCUGACCAGAUGUUGGGCCAGUACUUGGUGAGCGGCCGGGACCAGGACCGGUUCCAGAACUAUCUGAAGGGGGCCUCGGGGGCCAACGCCAAGCAGCAGAGAGACGCCUACCACGGAAUGAAAGAGUGGACCGAGAAUAACAUGUAGAUCAGAAGAGUCACCAGAAACUCCUCUGUUCUCACCCUUUAUUUUUUAUUUUCCUCCAGUGGUUCUGUUCCCAUUAAGUUUGCCUUUGGGUAAUUUAAUCUAUUAAAUAACCACUUUCACAUAUAGCUAGUGCAUCUAUAGACUGCUAGGUGGGACAACCAAACAAGCCAGUAUCCCCCUUUUUCUUUCUGUUCCAUUUUUCCUUUCAUUUAAGGUUUAAUGUUCUCAAUAAACAUUAAGAUGGGUGUUUUUCAGCUAAGACUAAGGGAUUUCUGGGAUGUAGUUGGUCAUUUAAUAAAGUGUAUUAUUGAUUA
Molecule: messenger RNA, 747 nt
Organism: Esox lucius (northern pike)
Lineage: Eukaryota; Metazoa; Chordata; Actinopteri; Esociformes; Esocidae
Product: barrier-to-autointegration factor B
Exons: 3
Coding region: 131-433 (100 amino acids)
Molecular function (GO): DNA binding
Source: RefSeq, a predicted model, not a curated record